This is a messenger RNA of Erigeron canadensis, 992 nucleotides long. Its product is annotated as single-stranded DNA-binding protein, mitochondrial. The transcript has 6 exons. NCBI's taxonomy places the organism in Eukaryota, Viridiplantae, Streptophyta, Magnoliopsida, Asterales, Asteraceae. Gene Ontology annotation, cellular component: mitochondrial nucleoid. Gene Ontology annotation, biological process: mitochondrial DNA replication; positive regulation of helicase activity. The record is from RefSeq and is a predicted model, not a curated record. Gene Ontology annotation, molecular function: single-stranded DNA binding. The coding region runs from base 123 to 764 and encodes 213 amino acids.
GAAAAAAUAUUUGGCCGCAUAUAGCAAGUUAGAACCUUUCAAAAACCCUAAAAUUAUACCACUGUGAUAAACCCUAACUCGAAUAAUAAAAAAUUAAUAACAAAGAAAAAAAAAAGUUAAGAAUGAUGAAUUCAGUGGCAACCAAGACAAGAUCAUCGUUACUCGAAUUUCUCCCUUUCCUCAAAUCCCACAACAACAACUGGUUGUCACUACGAGUUAAUAAUGGUGGCGUGCAAAAAAGAAUGUUUUCUGCUGGGGGCAUUGGCAAUGAUGAUGAGAAUGAUGAUGAUGUUGAUGACAUUGUUGGUGAAAAACCAGAGCUAGAAAUGCAAGGCGUUGAUCCCCGAAAGGGUUGGGGUUUUCGCGGUGUUCAUAAGGCAAUUAUAUGUGGAAAGAUUGGGCAACCACCUAUGCAAAAGAUCUUGAGGAAUGGCAAAACAGUCACUAUCUUUACAGUUGGCACAGGAGGCAUGUUUGAUCAAAGAACAAUUGGAGCUAAAGACUUGCCAAAACCGGCUCAAUGGCAUCGUAUUGCUGUGCACAAUGAAUAUCUUGGUGCAUAUGCAGUUCAACAAUUUGUCAAAAACUCCUCAGUUUAUGUAGAAGGUGAUAUCGAAACAAGAGUCUACAAUGAUAGUAUCAACGGUGAAGUUAAAAACAUACCGGAGAUCUGCAUUCGUCGGGAUGGAAAGAUUCGGCUCUUUAAAACAGGAGAAAGCAUCAACAGCAUUUCCUUUGAUGAACUACGUGAAGGAUUGAUUUAAUAGAUUGUCAACUGGCAUACGAAGAUCAUCUAAUUGAUUAAGGAUCAUCAAACCAAACCAGGGAAAGCUUACGAAUAACCAAAAAGCAGAUAACCGAUGUUUUUGAGACAUAUUUUACGUCUGCAUGGUGAUGGUGUUUAUUUUUUGGUUUGGAAUAUUAUUGCUUUUAAGAGUUGUCCUUUUACAUUGUGUUCGUAUUCUAUUUCUAUUAUUCCAUUCAUUACCUAA